Nicotiana tabacum (common tobacco) is the source of this 1083-nucleotide messenger RNA. RefSeq lists its product as uncharacterized. Lineage: Eukaryota; Viridiplantae; Streptophyta; Magnoliopsida; Solanales; Solanaceae. Gene Ontology annotation, biological process: methylation. Gene Ontology annotation, molecular function: protein-lysine N-methyltransferase activity; nucleic acid binding. The record is from RefSeq and is a predicted model, not a curated record.
AAUUGUAGAAAAGCUCCGAGCUCGCGAGGGUUUAGCAAAAAUGGAGACUGCAAAAGACACCAUACACCACGACGUCGGUUUGGAGGCCGACGGCGACGACGAUACGCCGGCGCUAAGCUCUCAUGCACUAGAAGCACUUAAAGAGUUCCUCGACGAACAGAAUCGAGCACUAGCGGAAGCUUCGUCAGCUGCGGCGGUGGAGAAACAAGGGGAGGAUGCGGUGGCUCUUGUGACGGAGGAUUGGCGGCUCAGCCAGUUCUGGUACGAUCGCGAAACAGCUGAAACCGUCGCCGCUGAAGUCCUCGCUCUUUGCCAGUCGAUUGAUUCGCCGGCGGUUGCUUGCAUUGCUUGCCCCACGCUUUACGCUUACCUCAAGAAAAUUGACCCUAAUGUGCCAGCACAACUUUUGGAGUAUGACAAACGGUUUGAACAAUAUGGAAGCGAGUUCACAUUCUACGACUACAACCAACCAGAAGAUCUUCCUUCAUCAUUGAAACACUCAUAUCCAAUAAUUGUUGCAGAUCCUCCUUACCUGAGUCGGGAAUGCUUAGAGAAAGUUGCUCAAACAAUUUCUUUUCUCAUGAGACCAGGAGAACCUUACUUGCUUUUACUCACAGGUGAAGUGCAAAUUGAUAGGGCUUCGGAGCUCUUGGGUUUACGUCCAUGCGUUUUUAGGCCACAUCACUCGAGCAAACUAGGCAAUGAGUUUCGACUGUUUACAAACUAUGACCCAGGGACGAGGCUAGGUGGCUGGGAGCAGGCGUAACAAACGCAUGUUCAAUCGGAAAUCCUCUUCACCAAAAAUGUUGUAGGUUGACAGUGGUUCGUGACAGAAGCUUUCUAAAUCAUAUUUCAAGCUAGCAACAUCCUUUCAUGAAAUAUUGUUUGUACACCUUCUUCAGUUACCUAAACAUACCUAAAAGAACAAAAUAUUAGAAAUAACUAUAUAGCUCUAUUCUGGUUUCACGCUAUUUAAGGUGCUUGAAAACCCAGUAUCCGUACAACUUGUCAAAUUUUGUCGGCGUUUUACCCUCAGUUCUGCCUUAUCCAUCUUUACCUUGUGUUCAUUUAUAGGUUUUUUCA